AUGCACCUCGGCAAAGGUUGCGGCUCGGCGACGGCAGAAACAGCAGAAGCGAUUGACCCGACACUGCAGCUGGAAUCAAGGUCCGUUCUUGAUCUCCCAUGCGUCGUGUCAUGUCUAUCACCACUUACAGCUUCUAUCGAUAGCGUGAUCAUGAUUUUCUUGCGUUUCAUGGAAGCGUCGAACCUCGAUAUUUACAACAACAGGACAUUGCGCGUCGGUGACAGCAUGAUGGACGCCUCCGCGGAGGACACACGCCUACACUUAGCACCUGCUUCAAAGCGCGAAAAAAUCCGGGUAAAGCACCUGCGCAGGAGACAACAGCGCAAGGGUAACCACCUGAAGACCAUUAAAACCGCAUGCGCGUUUCCCGUCAUCCUCCGCAACGGCGUGCAGGUCGUAGGCGACGAAGGAAUCCAGGAGCUGGUAUUACAGCAGGACGGGGCGUUCCUUACGGACGAUCGAGAGGGGGAGGAGCAGUUCUAUUCUGCGUAAAACUGUCCCCAUCCCAGGUUUGUCAUGAUGCAGAUUCGGAACUACUGAAACACUUGUAAUGCGCAUUUCACCCCACUUCGAGUCGUGUUUUGGCAUUUGUAAUGCUGUAAACAGGAAACGGUUGUGUCUUUGUGAUGCGGCUGCCCUUGCUAGCCAGCACUACACUGCAUCGGAAAUCUGUCAUGCGCGACUCCCAAGACUUGUACAUUUGUGCUGCAGAUUUCGUAUCAUCUUGACUCUGGGGUGGGGACGUUUUUACACAGGAUAAGCUGCAGUUGCAAACUAACCAGGAUAUCACCAAGCCGAAAAAUUUAUUCCGGGGCACAAUCCUCCCACCCCACACUCACAGCCACAUGAGAUUUGUCGUGCAUGAUUUGUGUACUUACUUUACGAGUCGGCUCGUAUUGCUAGAAGGCAAAGGCACACACUCGCGGUCAAUGCAGUUUCUGCCUGUCAUAAUGAAAACGCAGGGCUUUUCCCUAUCAGACAGCACUGCAGCCCGCAGCUCUUCCCUUCUGGCAUGACAACUUGAUUUGCGACCACCAGUCAUGCUACUUAUGCAAGUUUCCUUUGAGUGAGUACGUGGCAGUGGGGGCUUUUUAACUGCGAUGAAAAUUUGCAAAGAAACAAUUCCCCAGUAAAUCCAUCCAGACGGAACAAGGGACUAACGGAGAAACGCUGUCGGCCGUGGACCUUUCGUUUCUCGAGCAGUACACUGGAAACCGUCAGGCUUUAGCGACAUCGUCAGUGGACGAGAACGGAAAGAGGUUGUUAAUCGCCCAGUACAUCACGGACACCGAACUGAUAGUCCACAAUUUUCCGGCGGAGUGGAAGGAAAUUCAGGUAGAAUGAAUGUUGGUGAUUUUUAGCACAGGAUGCAAGUAAGACAGGGUUUUUUCUGCAUGCUUUGGUUUUUCUGAAUUGCACUGUAGCCCAAAGUUGUCUGUGCACCCGUGAUCUUCUGAAACAAUCGCUGUGUCUGGAAUAAAAAUCAUGAAAAAAAAAACAAAUUUAUCAGUUUCAUGUCGACAAGAUCGUGCGGAACCCGGAUUUAGCCACCAUUCCGAAGCCUGUGCUCGCCGUAUCAGAUGCAAAAUCCGGCGUACGAAACGAGGCUGCAUGAUACCAACCAUAGCGUGCUUGUCUGCUCCUGCAGUAUCAACACUGAUUGCCUGCGCAAGAUAAGUAGAAUUACCGCAUGUCAUGAAGAAAGUACUAAGAUCGUGCCUUUUUUCCAGAAGCGAACUGUCACGCUAGUUUUUCAGUUUUGAUUCUUUUCGGAGCGCUUUUGCAUCUUAUACCCACAGUUCGUGCUGAAUUUCCGGCACCUAGACACCAACGGGUCGGAUUCUUUGGAUUCCUCCGACGGUUUGGAAACUAAACAAUUUUUAGAAGACGCGCAAGAAGUCAUGCAACACCUCGACGAAAAACAAGCUUCCUCCUCUACUUCUCCUCCUGCCUCAAAUACACUGGAAAAACCGGCAUUAGGCGAAGCUACGGAUGGCGCUAAAGAAGUACACAAACAAUCGCGGCCCGGCAAAAAUGAACAAGAGAGCGCCGUGAGUCCGCCCGGCAGCAAAGAUGUUAGCGGCACCGAGGACAUCUUCACUUUGCGAAUGACAUUUGAGGACUAUUGUUCCUCCUGUUUGAAAUAUGCAGCGAAAGUAAAGUCAUCACAAUCGCAGAUAGCCCAGAACUCGUGCUAUUCUGAAGCAAUGACUGUAGUUUGGAAAAAAAUGAUUCAAAAUGUUGCAACGAGGAUCGAAAAUGUUUUUGAUUGCAGCUCAUGGAUGGUUUGCAUGAAAACAAAACGACUGUGAUGCGUUUUUUUUGUCGCAUAUCAGGUUCUUGAAGGAGGUGGCGAUACAAGAAAACCGGGAUGUGGCGAUGGAGAUUUCCAAUAGGGAUAAUGGUGAGGAACAGUCGAUCGGUAAGGGUUCUGUCGCGGAGCAGGAACAGCCGUCGGAGUUGCCGCGCAGCACGUUUUAUCCCCUGCACAUAUGUCUGGGCCUGGAAAGUUGUAAGACUAGUCUGCGAAUGAUGAGCGCACGGCAGUAUGUAGCCACGGACGACGAAUUUGUGGGCUGCUACGUUUUGCGUAUUUUGCACGAGAGACUCCGUUUUUGCAUGACAGAAAAGAUGCGCUUUUGGGGCACAUGCAUCACAGAGUUCAGAUUCAUGCGAAACAAGCAUGACAAGCCGGGAGGGCGGGACCCGCACUGGCAACAGGCGCUAUCCAACGAACCAACCAACCGACCACGUUUUGCAGUCUUGCAGACCUAGACAUAUUUGAUUUGCAUACGUUUGUGGAGCGGAAUCCUAACCAAUCGCAGCGACCGUCGGGCUGGAGGAGGUUCGGGCACUGGGUGCGAAACGUUUGCUCCCGCAGUCCGAGAGAACCAGAGGAAAAACAAGACCUUUUAGAGGCAGACGAAGCGUCGAGCAGUCACAGACGCACCGUCCAAAAUACCGCAUACGACUUGUGGCGCGGCCCUUAUUCCUGUGAAUCUUGGGCGAGCACUCGUGACGCCAGAAUCAUUUUCGCACAAAGAAAGCUAAGCAAAGCAGCUUUCCUGCGGUCUCCGCCAGGCAUGAAAACAGAUGAUUUUCACUGCUACCUUGUUUGAGAUUAGAUUGUAUCACUUGUUGGCGGAGCAAGAGGGGCAGCGCGGCAGUCCUCUCGGAUAAAAUGCGCUGCGCGAUUUUUUCUGGUGUCACGAGUUGUCACUGAUUUUUCACGUCAUCCUAUUUCGAGCCAAGAGGACACGGUAUGUCAGCGUUAUUUUCUUGAUUUAUAUUUCAGACGAACUAGCAUUAGCGGCUCGGAGGGUACUACGUUUUCCUUCCAGCAUAUGGUACUUCACACCACAAGCAUAAACAGACUCCGGCCGCAGAGCCGGUGAUUCAUUCUAAACCGAUUGAACCGCGGGAAAAGUUGAAACGAUGAGGUUUUUGGGCCUUCUUUCAUCUAUUUCUCUUGAAUAAAAAUAGAAUCUGCUCGUCUAGGUCUUUCAUAAGGCUUUGUAUCUGCUCGCUGCUUACUGGACUGAAUUAAUACCUUUUUCAUCCAAAAACUACCACAGAGGAUGGUGUGCACGGAUUGGGAGCAGCGUACAAUUGCGGACAACCUUGCAAGACGUUCUGAGAUAGACGCAAACGGGUUAUUAAACAAUAUCCAACACUGCCAAGACCAACCAAAGCUGGAAAGAGCCCCAUUUUUUGGCCAAGGUGCCUAUAAUUCAAAACCACUAAAAGAAACAGCAUGCGGAGAGGUCCAUCGUAUCGUAAAUGAAAAUAAAGACGUCUUUGGUAACCGCCUUACCAAAUUGUCCGUGGUUGAACGCUCGAUCAACUACCUAGAAGGAGCUGUCGGCUUCGCAGUGUAUAAUAUCAACCGAAGACCAAAGGCGACGGAGAUAGUAGCCUGGGAUUUGAUACUGAAGUUCAGAGACUGGGCUAAUGAGCGCUGCCCCUCGCUCACUCCGUAGGAACUAUAAAGGAUAUUUUACGCAACCAUGGUAGGUCGAAAACUCUUCGCUUCUUGAGGGUUCUCUGCCUCAGGGACAGCCAUCCGCACGCCCCUUUCCCGUGCA
Messenger RNA from Amoebophrya sp. A120, 4085 nucleotides. NCBI's taxonomy places the organism in Eukaryota, Dinophyceae, Syndiniales, Amoebophryaceae. The record is from the annotation of a GenBank genome assembly.